Molecule: messenger RNA, 632 nt
Organism: Ectocarpus sp. CCAP 1310/34
Lineage: Eukaryota; Phaeophyceae; Ectocarpales; Ectocarpaceae
Source: the annotation of a GenBank genome assembly
GCCGAUACGAGGAGAUGAGGGCCGUCUUGCAACGGAUGACGAAUGCUCCCGUUCAUCUACCUUCGGGCUUCGUUCAACAUAGAUCUACUACGAGACCCGGCCUCAGCUUCGCAAGUGUACCGCAAUCCUGGCGGUGCAGCUUGGGCGGGGGGUUGUAUCAAAGCGCACCAGGGAUUGCGCCAGAUCAGAUUACAGAGAUCUCUGCCAUGAUCAACAACCCCGAAGAUGAAAUUGGUCGAGGCAGCGAAAGCAGCAGUACCAAGGACCAGCGAGACGGGGGCGUGAUGCGAAUCCUUUGUCCGGGGAACGAUGCGAGACUCCAAAGGGCGACGAUCGUGCUGGUCGUCGUGUGGUUCACGUUGAGCUACGGCUCGUAUGGGGUAGCCACGUGGAACAACCAGGUCUUUGCCGAUAUCGGGCUGUCCAACCCAUACCUCUGUUCUGUUAUCUACUCCCUCUCCGACCUCCCGGGAAAUGUAGCGUCCAUUUUUUGGGUUGAACGGGUGAGUGAAGGAACGUGCAAUAAGGAAUGUUCUGCUGUAGCAACGUGUCGUUUGAUUGCACUUGCCCCCGACUUCCUUAGCACCAAUCACCAAACAGCUCUUUUCCCGCCGGUCGUUUCGGCUUCUUAG